Eutrema salsugineum is the source of this 835-nucleotide messenger RNA. RefSeq names its product AIG2-like protein A. The record is from RefSeq and is a predicted model, not a curated record. NCBI's taxonomy places the organism in Eukaryota, Viridiplantae, Streptophyta, Magnoliopsida, Brassicales, Brassicaceae. The transcript has 5 exons. The coding region runs from base 125 to 637 and encodes 170 amino acids.
CUUCAUCGGUUUCGUAUUCCUUUGGGAUACUCAUUACUCAGCUUCACGUUAUAAAGUCGAAUUUAGAUAAAGAAAGAACAUAGAAGCAGAAUAAAAAACGAAGAAGUGAAAGAAAAGAAAAAAAAUGAGUAGCUCCGAUGCUCAGCUUCACAAUGUCUUCGUCUAUGGUAGCUUUCAAGAGCCUGACAUCGUCAAAAUCAUGCUUGAUCGUACCCCUGAAAUCCUCUCUGUGACACUCCCUGGCUUUAAAAGGUUUAGGCUUAAAGGACGUUUGUAUCCAUGUAUUGUGCCGUCUGAGGCAGGAGAAGUACAUGGAAAGGUGCUUAUGGGAUUAACCAAUGAAGAACUUGCGAGUCUAGACGCAGUAGAGGGUAAUGAAUAUGAGAGAGUGGUAGUUGGAGUUGUGAGGAAGGACAAUUUUGAGAAGAUGACAGUGAAAACAUAUAUAUGGAUCAACAAAGAUGAUCCUAAUAUAUGUGGAGAAUGGGACUUUGAGGAGUGGAAACAACUACACAUGCCGAAAUUCAUGGAGACUUUCAAAAAAAUCAUCGAAUUAAACAAGAAUCCUCAGGGAAAGGGAAUAGACGACUACACUAAAAUCCUACACGAAAAUCUAGCGAAUGCACCAUCGUCUUGAACGGAUCUUGUGUUGAGUAUGUUCUAUAUCUCGCAUUGAUUUCUAAAUUCUGAAUAAAUAAAGCCUAGAGAGUGAUACGUAUGGAGAUCACGAAAAUAAUGGUUGUCAUGUGUUAUUGUAAGAUUUGAGUUAUUAUGUGGAUUUUAUUAUUGUGUUAUAACUCUUUUGGAGAUUAUUGCCAUCUGAAUCUUUUGUAUG